AUGUCUCUAUUUAUAGACAAAUAUAGACCCAAAUCACUAGAUCAUAUGCAUUUCCAUGAAGAACUAUCACGAAAAUUGAAAGCACUAGCAAAAAGCAGCGAUUUUCCGCAUCUUUUAGUCUAUGGAAUACCUGGAUCUGGUAAAAAAACUCGAGUUUUGGCGACACUACGUGAACUUUAUGGAUCAGGAGUUGAAAAACUGAAAAUAGAUCAAAAGACUUUUAUUUCUUCUUCAAAUAAGAAAAUAAAAAUCAAUAUUAUAUCUAGUAAUUAUCAUUUAGAAUUUACACCAAGUGAUUCAGGAAACUAUGACCGAAUGGUAAUUCAGGAUCUUUUAAAAGAAAUUGCACAGACUCAGCAGGUUGACACAUCGGCAAAACAGCGGUUUAAAGUGGUAAUUAUUAAUGAGUCUGAUCAUCUUAGUGGGGAAGCACAAGCAGCAUUGCGCCGAACCAUGGAAAAAUAUUACCCCAAUUUGCGUCUUAUUCUUCUUGCAAGUUCAACAUCUAAAAUUAUGGCACCUAUUCAGUCAAGAUGUUUUUUGGUGCGUGUAUCCGCGCCUAAAUUGGAGGAAAUAGCUACCAUUUUAAAAUAUGUUGCUUCUGAAGAACAUUUUUCACUUCCUGAUCAAUUAUGCAACAAAAUCGCAUUGGAUAGUAAAAGAAAUCUAAGAAGAGCAUUAUUGAUGCUAGAAACUAUUUAUGCAAAAGAUUCUAAUUUGCAUGAAAACACGAUAGUGCCUUUGCCUGAUUGGGAGACAUAUAUUAAUCAAAUUGCAGAAUCUAUUAUACAGGAACAAACACCUGCAAAGAUUCUCCAAGUACGAGGCAUGCUUUAUGAACUUAUUACACACUGUAUUCCUCCACCAUUAAUCCUUAAAGUUUUAACAUUUAACUUGAUUUCAAAAAUCGACGAUAUUUUGAAGCCUGAAACCAUAAAAUGGGCAACUUUUUAUGAACAUCGUCUUCAACUUGGAAACAAAGCAAUAUUUCACUUAGAAGCAUUUGUCGCGAAAUUUAUGAGAAUAUAUUCUUCUCAUUAUACAGGAUUUAGUUGA
Messenger RNA from Pneumocystis jirovecii RU7, 1056 nucleotides. RefSeq names its product replication factor C subunit 5. The record is from RefSeq and is a predicted model, not a curated record. The transcript has 9 exons. Gene Ontology annotation, molecular function: DNA clamp loader activity; DNA binding. Gene Ontology annotation, cellular component: DNA replication factor C complex; Elg1 RFC-like complex; Rad17 RFC-like complex. Gene Ontology annotation, biological process: DNA repair; DNA-templated DNA replication. The coding region runs from base 1 to 1056 and encodes 351 amino acids. Lineage: Eukaryota; Fungi; Ascomycota; Pneumocystomycetes; Pneumocystales; Pneumocystaceae.